AUGAAAACUAUGUAUAUGAACUCCCUCUCUUCGAGCGGGUUCUCUGAAGUUACAGCGAAAAAUGCUACCUCUGCUGGUAUGGACAAACGUAAAUCAAGUGCAGCUCCUCUAGCAGCCUCGCAAGGACCUCAACUGUCGGAUGUCAUCAUAAACAAAUGGGAAAAUUCCUGGUUCCUAGCAGUCUUGGGAGCUAUUAUCCAGACUGAGCCCAAUACUGUAUCAGCUUUGUGGAAGAAACCCCAUGAACAGAAAAGAGGUGAUACUGACAGCCCAGACUUUUGGGAACUGCCUCGUGAAGAAGCAACAUUUCAAUUAACUGAUUAUACAGGAAAUAAGAUUGAAAAAACAGGAAAAUUCAAGGAUAUCAAUAAGGACGCCGAUUACUAUGGCGACCCUGGAUACUGGUUCCUAGCGGGACUUGAGACAGCUGCUCUACAAAUGGAGGGAUAUAUGGGUCUUGAUUUGAAACAUUUCUCUUGGGGCAGCCCUGCUGACGCCUUCAUGAUGUUGACUGGCAAACUUGCCACAGUCGAAUAUAUAGACAGCGAAGAUCAGCUUGCAAAAUGGGUCAGUAAAUCCAGUUCCACACCCGUCGUCUUCGGUACCCUGGACAAAACAACGAAUUGGAAACUUUUUAACGAUAACCGUUGGUAUACAGGUCUGGGCAAUGCAAAAGAGGGUCGAGUGAGCUACAGGGAUAUCCAACAUAACAUGAAUAAAGACUGUUCUCUCAAAGAUGCCAAAAAGAAUUUCUGGAUGGUAGCUCAUUAUGAUGAUGAGACGAUUUGA
Molecule: messenger RNA, 789 nt
Organism: Kwoniella shivajii
Lineage: Eukaryota; Fungi; Basidiomycota; Tremellomycetes; Tremellales; Cryptococcaceae
Exons: 6
Coding region: 1-789 (262 amino acids)
Source: RefSeq, a predicted model, not a curated record